Molecule: messenger RNA, 1152 nt
Organism: Drosophila serrata
Lineage: Eukaryota; Metazoa; Arthropoda; Insecta; Diptera; Drosophilidae
Gene: Or94b
Product: Odorant receptor 94b
Biological process (GO): sensory perception of smell; detection of chemical stimulus involved in sensory perception of smell
Cellular component (GO): plasma membrane
Molecular function (GO): odorant binding; olfactory receptor activity
Source: RefSeq, a predicted model, not a curated record
AUGGAGUCCACAGAUCGUCUAUCUGCUAUCCGAUUCCUGAUUGCGGUCCAGCGUUGGACAGGACUCAUUAAGUGGAAAAGCGAUACCGAAGGCGGACUUUUAUCCUUGAUUAAGCGCAUUUAUCCCUUUGUAUUGCAUCUGCCGCUGACUUUCAGCUAUAUAGCCCUGAUGUGGUACGAGGCCAUAACCUCCGUGGACUUCGAGGAGGCCGGCCAGGUUUUGUACAUGUCCAUAACGGAGCUAGCUCUGGUUACCAAACUCUUGAACAUUUGGUAUCGUCGCAAUGAGGCUGCUCACUUUUUGGAGGAACUUCAAAAUGAUCCAGCCUAUAGUCUGCGAAAUCCUAAGGAGAUCCAGUUCUGGCAGCGAAACCAGAAGGAUUUCCAACGCAUAUUUUACUGGUACAUCGGAGGCAGUCUCUUUGUGGCGCUAAUGGGAUAUGUCAGCGUUUUUCUCCAGGAGGCAUACGAACUGCCAUUUGCCUAUUAUGUGCCCUUCGAGUGGCGCAAUCAGGAGCGCUACAUGUACGCCUGGGGUUACAACGUGGUGGCCAUGACACUCUGCUGCCUGUCCAACAUUCUGCUCGAUACCCUCGGCUGCUACUUCAUGUUCCAGAUCGCCUCACUCUUCCGCCUGAUGAGCCUCCGGCUGCAGGACCUGCAAGAUGCCCCCGAGGAGCAGGCCAAGCCGGAGCUGCGUCGACUCUUUCGGCUGCAUGCCAGGGUUCGUCGACUGACGAGGCAGUGCGAGUUGCUGGUGUCCCCGUAUGUCCUGUCCCAAGUCGUUUUCAGUGCCUUUAUUAUCUGCUUCAGUGCCUAUCGGCUGGUGCACAUGGGCUUCAAGCAGCGGCCAGGACUCUUCCUCACCACCGUUCAGUUUGUGGCCGUGAUGAUCGUUCAGAUAUUCCUGCCCUGCUAUUAUGGCAAUGAACUAACCUUUCACGCCAACGCCCUGACCAAUAGCGUCUUUGGCACCAACUGGCUGGAGUACUCCGUGGGCACUCGAAAGUUACUAAAUUGCUACAUGGAGUUCCUUAAGCGACCGGUUAAGGUGCGAGCUGGAGUCUUCUUUGAAAUUGGAUUACCCAUUUUCGUAAAGACUAUCAACAAUGCCUACAGUUUCUUCGCCCUGCUGCUGAAGAUAUCCAAGUAA